Molecule: messenger RNA, 870 nt
Organism: Macrobrachium nipponense
Lineage: Eukaryota; Metazoa; Arthropoda; Malacostraca; Decapoda; Palaemonidae
Exons: 2
Coding region: 63-446 (127 amino acids)
Source: RefSeq, a predicted model, not a curated record
AAAAUUUUAUGGUAUUGUAAGAUCAUCUUGAAAAGGUUUAUUUUUAUGAUUUGCAGGUUGAGAUGUACACUGGAGAUGUGGAUGAUGAUGAAAUUAUGGCUGUAGAAGGACAAGAUGGUAACCAGUAUGUUGUUUUAGAAGUUAUCCAGUUACAGGACGGGGAAGGUCAUGUGAUGAUGUCAGAUGGAAUGCAUGUUACAGACGCCUCUCUUGAUGGCAGUGAAGUGGAUGGAGUAUUAGGCACAUCCUCGCUUAUGGUGCCAGAGACGAUAACAGGUGACACCAUAGUUACAGAUCCUUCUCUUUUAGAGCUUCAGCACCACAAAAAGGUUUUGAAAACCGAAGUGAGUGCAGAAGCCAAAAAAGAAGCUCAAAAGGAGAUGGAAACUUGCUUUGGUUUUGAUGACGAAGAUGAAGGACAAAUUCAUCUAGAAUUUGGAGAAUAGAUAUUUUGGAUAAAUGCUUAGGACUCAGAAAUUAUAAAUGUUCUAGCUAGAUUUUUAUUAACCUAAUUUUUAAUUUUAUGACUGUGCUGUGAUUUUGUUCUGUAACCUCUUUCUACUCUGUGGAUGUGGUUGAUGAAAAAGAAUACAAGGGAGAAGAGUCGACACGUCAAGUAUACCUGAAUAUGAUGAAUGGCAUAUAUUCUUGUAAAAACAUUUUUAACAUGAUGCAGUUGUUAAUUUUGCUGUGGAAGUAUAUCAGCACUUAGUAAAUUAAUUGUUAUACAUUUGUCUUGCACUCUGUGGUUUGAUGCUCAGAAACAUUUUCGUAGUGUGAUGUCAGGAGUGAGAUCAGAAUAACUUUUAUUACCAAAGUUUAAUAAUAAAUUAAUAAUGAAUAAAUGAAUUGUCAAUAUUUAAAUGGUAC